This is a messenger RNA of Xenopus tropicalis (tropical clawed frog), 1621 nucleotides long. It is a transcript of the gene plin2, whose product is annotated as perilipin 2. NCBI's taxonomy places the organism in Eukaryota, Metazoa, Chordata, Amphibia, Anura, Pipidae. Gene Ontology annotation, cellular component: lipid droplet. The record is from RefSeq and is marked provisional.
CUUGGCUGAAUUGGAGAUUUUCGAUAUAAUAAGUGAUCCUGCGUUGGAGACAUGUCUGCGCCAGUGGAACAGCAGCAGAGUGUGGUGGUCAGGGUAAUUAGCCUGCCUUUGGUCAGCUCCACCUAUGACAUGGUAUCGUCUGCUUACACCGCUACCAAAGAGAACCACCCUUACAUAAAGUCCGUGUGUGAUCUUGCAGAGAAGAGUGUGAAGAGUAUUACUUCGGUGGCCUUAACCAGUGCCAUGCCCAUCAUCCACAGGCUGGAACCUCAAAUUGCAGUUGCCAACAACAUUGCCUGCAUGGGUUUGGACAAAAUUGAAGAGAAGCUGCCUAUUCUUUAUCAGCCCAGUGACAAGAUUGUAUCCAAUGCAUCUGAUGCUGUGGCUGGUGCCAAAGAGACAGUCCUGCAAAGCAUCACUGGAGUAGUUGAUAAAACAAAAGGGGCUGUGCAUGACAGCGUUGAGAUGACUAAAGCUGUUGUGAAUGGCAGCAUUAACACUGUUUUGGGUAGCAGUGUAGUACAGAUGAUGAACACUGGUGUUAAUACUGCAUUGACAAAGUCUGAGAACCUGCUGGAACAGUAUCUGCCUCCAACAGACGAAGAGCUAGCUAUAGAAGCAACAAAAACUGAGGGAUUUGAAUCUGGAAAACUGCCCAGCUACUACAUCAGAUUGGGUUCCCUUUCUACUAAAGCUCGCAAGCGUGCUUAUCAGCAAGCUUUGACUAGAAUCGGUGAUGCAAAAAACAGGAGCCAGGAGGCAAUUUCUCAACUGCAUAAGACUGUGGACCUUAUUGAAUUUGCAAAGAAAAAUGUGAAUAAUGCCAAUCAGAAGCUGUUAAACACCUGGGUUGAAUGGACAAAAGGUGCCGGUCACGCUGCAAAUGAGGGUAGUGAGAGCGCAGAGCAAAUUGAAUCUCGCAUCUUAUCUAUGACUCGGAACCUCACUCAGCAACUUCAGACAACGUGCCUUUCCCUGGCAAUGAGUGUACAAGGACUGCCACAGAACAUCCAAGACAAAGCUCAUCGUGUUAGUGCCAUGGCUGGAGAAAUGUACCAUAACUUUCGCUCUGCCUCUUCCCUUAAAGAAGUGUCUGAUAACAUCUUGACAAACAGCAGAGGCCAGCUCCAGAAAAUGAAGGAUUCUAUGGAUGAUGUAAUGGAUUAUCUGGUCAACAACACACCCCUUAAUUGGCUGGUAGGUCCUUCUUACUCCCAGUUGGCUGGCUGUCCACAUGGUGAGCAAGAAGGGGAUGAGACAGAGAAAACCAACAAAGAUUAAAGACUGACUUGACUACAUUUAAGUCUUUAAGCCACAAUCUGCACUUUUUAUUCACAGAUGAACUGUAAUGUAUAUUGUUGGUUAAAGCACUGCUCAAACUCCAGUAAGGCUUAUACUAACACUUUUGGUACCCUGUGUUUAAAGCUUAAUUUUAUUGAGGCACAAGGUUAAUACUGCAUUAGCCCAUUCACAAUGUUUUGAUUAGUCUGCCAAUAACAUACUACCACUUUUUUCACAAUUAUUUAAUGCAAAGUGGAGUUUCACAGUAGACACCUCACUGUACCAGUCUUAUGAGCCUUUUUGUAUAUUUUUGUAUUUGCAAUAAAUAAUUAAGCAUUAA